Messenger RNA from Suillus fuscotomentosus, 1608 nucleotides. RefSeq lists its product as uncharacterized. The transcript is spliced from 7 exons. NCBI's taxonomy places the organism in Eukaryota, Fungi, Basidiomycota, Agaricomycetes, Boletales, Suillaceae. The record is from RefSeq and is a predicted model, not a curated record. The coding region runs from base 1 to 1608 and encodes 535 amino acids.
AUGCAUCCUCAACUCCCUCUACUUUAUGGCCAGCAAACGUGCACCGCCCCGCAAAGGACUCCGCGCACCAUCAGCACACGUCCGCUCCCCACCAGUCAUGAAGACUUCGCCCAGCAUCAGCAAGAAGAUCUCGCCCAUCAUCAUCAGGAUUUCGCCCAGCAUCAGCAUCAGUCCGCUCCCUACCAGCGCGAGCCAGCUUACCAGCAUGAAGAUCUCGCGCACUAUCAACAUCAGGACUUCACGCCUUCUCAGCAGGACUUUGCGCCUCCUCAGCAGGACUUUGCGCCUUCUCAGCAGGACUUUGCGCCUCCUCAGCAGGACUUUGCGCCUUCUCAGCAGGACUUUGCGCCUCCUCAGCAGGACUUUGCGCCUCCUCAGCAGGACUUUGCGCCUUCUCAGCAGGACUUUGCACCUCCUCAGCAGGACUUUGCACCUCCUCAGCAGGACUUCGUGUAUCCUCAGCAGGACUUCGUGUAUCCUCAGCAGGACUUCACGUAUCCUCAGCAGGACUUCACGUAUCCUCAGCAGGACUUCGCAUCUGGCGCUGGAUCCUCGACCGGAUAUGUUGCUCCGUCAUUAGUGCCCAGUUGGGUCGGCGAUGAUGAGGAAUUUCAGACUCAUUCAGUCCCACCACCGGAUCUCCACCACUUACGGCCAAUGUUGACGGGAGAGAUCCCUAACUCCCAUGUGAUACAUACUACAGGGCCUGCAAGGAUAUCAAAAGCACGUUGUCAUGCAACUCGAUGUUUGCCCCCCACACCAUGCCUUGUCAUUCCUGUUGUGACGCCCACAACGAUGACGGGGACUGUCGCACCUCCGGAAUCCAUCGAAGGUUCCGCCGUUGACAUUAGUCCCGAGACGCGCAAACAAGUGAUCUCGGCCUCGAAGGAACACGUAUUAUCCAUUGUCUUUUCUGACGAUGCACUGGUAUCUCUCACGGCUGACAAAAAGUGCAUCAUCAAAAAGGUCAUUUCCGAAGUAAGAUCUAGAAUACCAGCCCUUCUCGUUGCAACACAAUGGACGGCUAAUGAAAAGGACGUUGCGAACAUUUGGUGCGCAGUGACGAAAUUUUGCACUGCAUUCGCAACAAUCAUCCGACAAGCUGUUGUGAUGGGAUAUUCCCUCUUCCCACCACAGGGCUGUACUAUCCCCCCAGAUACUUUUCGUGUCGAUCGGAUAUGCUGCCUCAUCAUAGAUAACGACUUAGCGUUCAUGCAUCAAUACACUUUUGCAGACGGUGUGCUUGUCAUUCACUCGAAAUUCACCAACCCAUUCAUCCUUCACGUCCUAACGAAACUCAUUUGGUGUUCGCCCUUCCAGCUCCACACUUUUCUCGACAAAUGCCCACACCGUCAAAUAUGUUACGCUAUUGGCGCAGCUGGCGCCAUUACAGAGUCUGCAUUGAUGGAGCAGGGCUUGAUACAACUUACAAAGGGUAGGAUUACCCCCCAGAUGAUGCAUUCGACAUUCACGAAGAUUGUUCUGGGCCUGGAUCAGCUAAGUGAUGCUGAAAAGGUUAUUUUAGACGACUUCACAGACAGCAUCGUCAUUUGCGGGCACUCGCAACAGCAAGCCAACGAUGAACUAUCUGAUUUUGAUUUUGAAUAG